AGCAAGCCUCAAAGCAGCACUGGACUAUGACUUGCUAAAUGUCACGCUAAACUUGUUACAGCUGUUUUACUCUAGAGUAGAAGCAAUGGAGAUUCCAAUAUUUACUGUUGAUUCUUUUACUAAUUUACCGUUCAAAGGUAAUCCUGCUGCAGUAUGUCUUUUAGAGAAUGAGCUACGAGAUGAUCUUUAUCAGAGCAUUGCUGCUGAGAUGAAUUUAUCAGAGACUGCUUUUAUCACAAGACGGAAUUCUAUGGAUUUUUCCUCAGGUGCGAGGUUUGGAUUACGCUGGUUUACUCCCACAUGUGAGAUGCCACUAUGUGGACAUGCAACACUGGCCUCAGCCGCAGUGCUCUUUUACAUGAAAAAAAAUGUCAACCCUGUACUGGUGUUUGAGACGUUGAGUGGGGAGCUUUAUGUACGUCAGCAUGAAGAAUCUCUAAUAAUGGACUUUCCCUUAAACAAACCAAACCCCCAGGAUCAACAUGAAAUCAAGGAUCUUUUGAAAGCCGUAGUAGGAGAUGCACCCAUUCAGGAUGUGUGCUAUAAUCCAACCACAAGGAACCUAAUGAUUUGUCUGGCUGAAACAUGCGACAGAUCUGAACUUACAUCUUUGAAGCCUGAAGCAAAAUAUCUGCUGAAAAAUGAAUCUACUGGGAAGAUUAAAGGUGUCAUUGUUACAAUGAAGGGAGCCUCAACUGCACAACCUGGAUAUGACUUCUAUUCCCGUUACUUUUCUCCUUGGUUAGGGGUCCUUGAAGAUCCAGUCUGUGGGUCUGCGCAUACAGUUCUUGCUGCCUACUGGUCUGAAAAGCUGAACAAAAAGAAAAUGUUGGCAUACCAGUGCUCCAGUCGUGGAGGAGAGUUGGGGCUGGAGAUCAGGGAUGAUGGUCGACUCAACAUCAGUGGUCAGGCACAGAUCAUUCUCCAGGGAACCCUUAAAAUCUAGACAACCUGAAAAACCUUCUCAGUGAAUGUGUUAAUAGCUUAACCCUCUGGUAUUGAUCAUUUGGGGGUCACACUUGUGUUGUUCACAGUAAAAGCUGACCAAACGAAAUGUAACUUUUUUUAUUUUCAGUAAAAUCAAUGUAAUAUAUUUUUGUUCCAUUAAUAUUUUUUUCUUUUUUCUUUUGUAUUUUGACAGAAUUUCAUAGUACUAAUUAAUAUUUAUGCAAUAAUUAUGAUAAAUAUUUUCCCAUUGGAAAUAAUACAAAUGCCUUUAAAAUCCAAUUUUUGAAGUCAGAUUAGUGCCAUCUGGUCGGAGUAAAAAAAAAGAAAAAAGAAAAACAUCUGCAAUUCCAUGGUUUAGCCACUAGAUUCCUACAUAGAUCUAUAUAAAAGGCUUAUAAACCCUCUAGUGGUUUUUAGCCAUAAAGACUUAUUUUUAUUAAGUUGUGGAUCUGGAUAUAUAUUUAGACAUUCUCAAAGACACGUUUUUGUAAAGGUUUAGAUUUUUUUUUUUUUUUUUUGUCUUAGUUUUUGCAUUAAUUUUACUACAGUCAAACCUGAGCACAGAGAAAGGCAUUUUGUUACACAUAACAAAAAUUCAACAAAAAUGAACAGGAAUGCUUUAUCAGAGAUUAAUCAAUCUGAUUUCUACGACGGCGUUUUAGUGCCACGUUAAAAAAAAAUAUAAAAAAUCGAAGAUUACGAGAUUAAAGUCAUAAUAUUUCGAGAAUAAAGGGGUCCAGGGUCACAUAUGUGUGUCUGUGGUGGGGAGUGGGUGGAGUGUGUCUAUUUUGUACUAUUGAUAUUUUAGUGUCACCCCUUUAUUGCUGUGCACUCUUUAUCUGCAUCAUGAAUAAUUUGUAGAUUGUACACACAAAAAAUUCUCUGUAUUUUCGUGUUUUUGCAUAUUUCCCAUUCAUUUCCAAAGGCAGUCAUUUUUGACCGUGAACAACAUAAGUGUGACACUUUUUAUUUACGGCUAUUUAGCUUUUUCGAAUCAAGUCCACAAUUUUUUUUGUGGUCACAUAGCGACUGCCAUAAAAGUCACCAAGUUUAGUACCAUUCCGAUGAAGUAGCGAUUUUUUUAAAACUUUUUUUUUCCGGUCUAAAAUGACCGAACAGCACCAGAGGGUUAAUGGAAAUAAGUCAAUUUUCUUUCUUAAAGAUCUGCAAACUGAUGUUUUGUUCACUGAAUGGGCAAAUGUGUUUACCUGCGUGCUAAAAUACAAUAAAAAUAUUUGGUUUUAAAAGUCUGCAGAUCUAAAUGUAUGUUUUAUACAUUUUAUUGCAGAAUACUAAUAAAACUGUCUAUUUUACAGGCAUAGGGAGAAACUGAUGCGAGAGAUAUUUACAAGAAAAUACCAAUAGGUAAAAAUGCAAAUAUUAUCG
Messenger RNA from Onychostoma macrolepis, 2334 nucleotides. Its product is annotated as phenazine biosynthesis-like domain-containing protein. Bases 86 to 946 code for a protein of 286 amino acids. Lineage: Eukaryota; Metazoa; Chordata; Actinopteri; Cypriniformes; Cyprinidae. Gene Ontology annotation, cellular component: cytoplasm. Gene Ontology annotation, molecular function: isomerase activity. The transcript has 9 exons. Gene Ontology annotation, biological process: biosynthetic process. The record is from RefSeq and is a predicted model, not a curated record.